UCCUUGGUUACCUAUGGUUAACUUGCAACAAAGCUUCCUUACACGAAUUCUUGGCGCCCUUUUCAGAAACCCCCUCAUCAAAAAUUUACCUGCACGCAAACGUGUUCCUGAGAUGGCAGGCAAGGACUGCCCUUUAGUAUGGAUUGACUGCGAGAUGACGGGUCUCAACCCAGACUCGGAGGAGAUCAUUGAAAUCUUCUGCCUCGUCACAGAUGGUGACCUGAACCUCAAGGACGAAGAAGGCUGGGGAACGGUGGUGCACCAGACUCAGGAACGCAUGGACAAGAUGGACGAGUGGUGCACCAAGCAGCACGGCGGCAGCGGGCUCACGGCGAGGGUUGUGGGCUCCACCACGACUCCCGAGGAGGCCGCCGACGGCCUGCUGGCCUACAUCAAGAAGCACGUACCAAACGCCGGGGUGGCGCUCCUGGCGGGCAGCAGCGUCCACCACGACCGGGCGUUCCUGCGACGGGCGCCGUAUAACCGCGUGACGGACCAUCUGCACUACAGGAUCCUCGACGUCAGCUCCAUCAAGGAGGCGGCCAAGAGGUGGGCGCCAAAAGUCGCCAAGAAGGUACCGAACAAGAAGGGAACGCAUCUCGCCAGAGAUGACAUUUUGGAGAGCAUCGAGGAGGCGAGGUAUUACCGGGAGGGGUUGUUUGCAAAGGCCUUGCAGGUGGACGAGUUGGAGAAGAAAAUUGCAGAGUAUGAAAAGAGAUUGGCAAAGGAAUCCAAGAAAAAUGCAAAGAAGGCUGCAGCCGCUGCAGAAAAAGAAUGAAAACUAGCCGAAAAAAAAAGUAAAUAAAAUGCAGCCAGAGUGAGUUGUGCAAAGAAAGCAUCCGACAUCGGAGGGGAAAAAAAGUUGCAAAACAAUCUGCCGGGUUGCAGACCCUGAGAACUGUUAAAAGAAUCUCUUUGAGUGUAUAACGCCACUUCCUUGGUCUUUCUCAAUCUAGAUCUAGUUCUAGUACAUCAAAGUGGUG
This is a messenger RNA of Pyricularia grisea, 983 nucleotides long. RefSeq lists its product as uncharacterized. Gene Ontology annotation, molecular function: 3'-5'-RNA exonuclease activity; nucleic acid binding. The record is from RefSeq and is a predicted model, not a curated record. The transcript is spliced from 3 exons. Gene Ontology annotation, cellular component: mitochondrion. NCBI's taxonomy places the organism in Eukaryota, Fungi, Ascomycota, Sordariomycetes, Magnaporthales, Pyriculariaceae. Bases 14 to 778 code for a protein of 254 amino acids.